Molecule: messenger RNA, 2532 nt
Organism: Penicillium macrosclerotiorum
Lineage: Eukaryota; Fungi; Ascomycota; Eurotiomycetes; Eurotiales; Aspergillaceae
Gene: vtc4
Product: putative vacuolar transporter chaperone (Vtc4)
Exons: 3
Coding region: 1-2532 (843 amino acids)
Biological process (GO): vacuolar transport; microautophagy; polyphosphate metabolic process
Cellular component (GO): fungal-type vacuole membrane; vacuolar transporter chaperone complex
Source: RefSeq, a predicted model, not a curated record
AUGAGCGCUUCGGGUGUCGAGACCCCUACCGAGCUCGUGGUGGCUCCAAUGCCCACCCCGCAUAACGCUUGCACUCUCCCCACCUCCCAGACCGUAUGGCUAACCGUUCGUUCUGCUGCGAUCUUCAGGUUCGGUGAGCAUCUUCGCUCCUCGAUGAUCAAGGAGUACCAUCCUUACUACAUCGCCUACGACGAGCUCAAGAAGUCUCUCAAGACCAACUUUAUCACCCAGCCGACCCCGGAGAACCCCAAGCCCGACCGGGAGGAAUGGACCGAGGACGAUGAGCGAAAGUUCGUCACGUUGCUCGAGAGUGAGCUGGAGAAAGUUUUCCUCUUCCAGAAGCGCAAGUCCGAAGAGAUCGUCGGCCGCAUUCAAGCCAGUGAGGUCGACGUCAAUGACGUGGUCGCGCGUCUUGAGAAUGUGACUGGCGCGCGCCGCCAGAGCAUGCACCCGGCCCAACCGCCUCCCACCGACGACGACUUCCUCCUGUUGGAGCAGGUCCUCUCCGACAUCAUCGCCGAUGUGCAUGACCUGGCCAAGUUCACCCAAUUGAACUAUACCGGGUUCCAGAAGAUCAUCAAAAAACAUGACAAACAAACCAAAUGGUAUUUGAAGCCCGUCUUCGCCGCUCGUCUGAAUGCCAAGCCCUUCUUCAAGGAUAACUACGAUGCCUUUGUGGUCAAGCUCUCCAAGCUCUAUGAUUUGGUCCGUACCAAGGGGAACCCGGUCAAGGGCGACUCCGCCGCCGGUGGUACGCAGCAGAACUUUGUCCGCCAGACCACCAAAUACUGGGUCCAUCGCGAUAACAUCACCGAGCUGAAGCUGGUCAUCCUCAAGCACCUACCCGUCCUGGUUUUCAAUGCCAGCAAGGAAUUCGAAGAGAAAGACACCGCCAUCUCCUCCAUCUAUUAUGAUAACCCCGAUACCUGGGAACUCUACCAGGGUCGACUGAAGAAGACCGAGGGGGCCGAAGCGAUCCGUCUGCGCUGGUAUGGAGGCAUGGAGAGCGAUCAGAUCUUCGUGGAGCGGAAGACGCACCGGGAAGAUUGGACUGGUGAGAAGUCGGUCAAGGCCCGAUUCGCGCUCAAGGAGAAGAACGUUAAUGCCUUUCUGGAUGGGCGCAUGACCGUCGACCAGGUCUUUGACAAGAUGCGCAAGGAGGGCAAGAAGAGCCCGACCGAGAUCGAUGAUCUGGAACAACUCGCCCGGGAGAUCCAGUACCGUGUGAUCACCCGCCGCCUCGUUCCCGUCACUCGCACUUUCUACCACCGGACCGCGUUCCAGCUGCCUGGUGACGCCCGUGUGCGGAUCUCGCUUGACACUGAACUGACCAUGAUCCGCGAGGAUAACCUGGAUGGCCGCCGCCGUGCGGGCAGCAACUGGCGUCGCAUGGACAUCGGUGUUGACUUCCCCUUCUCGCAACUGCCCCCCGAAGAUAUCGACCGCUUCCCUUACGCCGUGUUGGAGGUCAAACUGCAGACCCAGGCUGGUCAGGAGCCGCCGCAGUGGAUUCGUGAUCUCACAGCGAGCCACCUGGUCGAGGCGGUGCCCAAAUUCAGUAAAUUCAUCCACGGCACGGCCACUCUCUUCCCCACUCGUAUCAACCUGCUGCCCUUCUGGUACCCUCAGAUGGACACCGACAUCCGCAAGCCGGUGAACGCCCGUUACGGUAUUCAGCGCCCGCUGGCGAGCACCUCGCUUUCCGCCAAUGAUGAAGACUCAGACGAUGACGAAACUCCCCAGGCCGAGAACAGCCACUCCAAUGGGCUGGCCUAUGAGAUCACCGACGACGGAUAUCUCUUCACUGAGACGAAUGGCAACGAGCUGGACAUCGAAGAGCGCAUUGCCGCUCAGCCAAUCCCCGGCGACGAAGACUACCCGCUGUACGACUCGGAUGAUGACGACACCGUUGACUCGGAUGAACUCGAAGAAGCCCGUCGCGUCGGCGGCGCCUAUUAUGCCGAGCAACUGGCCAAGUAUUACAUCCGCAAGACCGGGGGGGCCAUUGCCCAUGGCCUAUGGGCCCUCAUCCCCCGACCUCGACCAACCUCCAUGCCACCACCCGAACAGCGCGGCAUUCAAGUGCUCGGCACGCAGCGCACGCUGAAGCGCUUCCAGGCCCCCGCCGGCAAGCGCAUCUUCGUGCCGGUGCGUGUCGAACCGAAGGUGUACUUCGCCGCGGAGCGCACGUUCCUCUCCUGGCUGGAGUUCAGCAUCAUCCUCGGAGGCAUUGCGGCCACGCUGCUUAAUUUCGGAUUCGACUCUGUCACGCUCGCAUCCGCAUGGGCCUUUACCAUUCUCGCCGCUGUCGCGCUGGUCUACAGUCUGAUGCUGUAUAUGUGGCGUGUGGAUAAGAUCCGCAAGCGCCGCGAUGUCAAGCGCGUCUACUAUGAGAAGUGGGGGCCCACGGUUGUCAGUGUCGGCCUGGUCGUAGUUGUGUUGGUGAACUUUGGCUUACGAGUCCGCGCGGGUGGCUUCAUGGCUGGCAAGGUCCCGCUGGAUGGGCGGCCCAGACAUGGUGAUGAGCUGUAA